Messenger RNA from Eleginops maclovinus (Patagonian blennie), 1522 nucleotides. It is a transcript of the gene tpk2, whose product is annotated as thiamin pyrophosphokinase 2. The transcript is spliced from 8 exons. NCBI's taxonomy places the organism in Eukaryota, Metazoa, Chordata, Actinopteri, Perciformes, Eleginopidae. The record is from RefSeq and is a predicted model, not a curated record. Bases 162 to 1067 code for a protein of 301 amino acids. Gene Ontology annotation, molecular function: 8-oxo-dGDP phosphatase activity.
GUUAUGAAAACAUGGCGUCCAGCUUGGUUCCGCCAGAGAUGCUAGUUUUUUCCAGUUUUUUUUAAUAACAAUAUUAGUCCCCUUCCAGUUUGACUCAUACAUUUCCUCCCGCGGUGCCUCAGGGCUAAGUUUGAGUAACGUUUUCCUGACAUACUGGGGAAAUGUCUCUCUCUCAGUGGUCAGAAAAGAUACUCCAGCUGCUCAGCCGAAUGAACAACUUUUAUUCACCAGGCUCCUGUCGGGCUAGUUGCUUUAGGUUUGAAAUAAAUGGAGCACAGGUCGGCUGGAUUCCUCCUCAAGUCGCCCCGCUGUUGAGUCGGUUUCCAGAUGUGUUUAGUCCGCCGCAAGGGAGCGCUGUGUCCCUGCGACCCAGCCUGGACUCACACGGGAGGAGGUCUGAGGCUGUGGACGCUGUCCUGCAGACCCUGAGGCAAGAGGGCAUCUUCAGCUGCCUCAAAGGAUGGAGAGAUGAGAAAUACAGUGUGAUGUCAAAAUUCUCUGAGCCUCCUCUGAUGUCGAUGGAGAGAUCAGCUACAAGUCUGUUCGGUGUGAAGAGGAGUGGAGUCCAUAUCAAUGGCUACACUGUCAGUGACGGGGGGGAAGUCAGCAUGUGGCUUGCACGUCGCUCCUCUACUAAGCAGACGUACCCUGGACUGCUGGACAAUGUGGCAGCAGGUGGUCUGGCGGCUGGGCUUGACAUCAAACAAACUGCGAUCAAAGAAUGUGAGGAGGAGGCAUGCAUUCCAGCAGCCAUUGCGGAGAAGGCUCGUCCUGUUAGCACAGUAAGCUACACCUAUGAGGAUGAAGACGGGGUGUUUCCAGAGAGCCAGUAUGUCUUUGAUUUAGAACUUCCUGUGGGGUUCAAGCCUAAAGUAGGGGAUGGAGAGGUGCAAGAGUUCUACCUCCUGCCCAUGGACAAGGUGAAGGAACUCCUGGCCACUGAGGACUUCAAACCCAACUGUGCCAUGGUGGUCUUGGACUUCCUCAUUAGACACUCGCUCAUUGAUCCAGACACAGAGCCGUGCUAUCAGGAAUUUGGGGCAGGACUCCAUCAGACACUGGAUUGAAGCUGAGGACUGAGGCAGAGACACUUCACCAUGGUGAUAACAACAACAGCUCCCUCUGUGGUUUGUACGGACGUGUUGGUUGCAUACACCUCCCUUCGACCGCCCUGAGUGUCCUCCAUCAGCUCUUCCAGUAGGAGGACCAGGUGCAUCGUUCAAAAGAUGGCGAAUGCAAUUUAAUUUAAUCCAAGCAAUGUUUGCACUUUUUAUAAAGAGACAAACUUGACAGGAAAAUGUAUGCAUAAAAACGGGAGAGAUGAAAAACUGCGGCACUGUUGGCAGAAGGAAGAAAGGAGAGAAACAUUUAAAAUAACACCAUCAAUCUAAAUAUUACGUCUCAUGUAUCAUGUAUGAAGAAGUGUGGAUAAAAGACAAUGUUUCAAUGAACAAACAACGCCUGUUUGAUACUCCUGAGUGCACACAGAAACAUAAUAAAUACAGAUGUUAUUGCAAACAAA